Bicyclus anynana (squinting bush brown) is the source of this 996-nucleotide messenger RNA. RefSeq names its product D-erythrulose reductase. NCBI's taxonomy places the organism in Eukaryota, Metazoa, Arthropoda, Insecta, Lepidoptera, Nymphalidae. Gene Ontology annotation, biological process: glucose metabolic process; xylulose metabolic process. The transcript is spliced from 5 exons. Gene Ontology annotation, molecular function: L-xylulose reductase (NADPH) activity; carbonyl reductase (NADPH) activity. Bases 168 to 902 code for a protein of 244 amino acids. The record is from RefSeq and is a predicted model, not a curated record.
AGGUCCGACUCUGACAGCUGACUUAAAUUCUGUGAUCUGUGAUUGCCUGUUCUGUGCUGUGCUCUAUUUCAAAAUAAAUUAAUUAAAUUAAAGUUAAAGGUUAAAAUAAGUUAAAGUUAGAGGAUACAGUAAUAAAGUUUAAUUUAAAAUAAAUAAUUGUGCAAAUCAUGGAAAUUUCGUUUAAAGGUAAACGGAUCUUAGUGACCGGUGCUGGACAAGGUAUAGGCAGAGGGAUUGCAGUUGAGCUAUGGAGAGCUGGAGCGAAUAUAGUUGCAUUAUCUAGAACGAGGACUCAUUUAGAAAGCUUAAAAAGUGAAUAUCCGUCCAUUGACAUAGUCGAUGUAGACAUAAGCGAUUGGGACAAAACACGUCAAGUGGUGGAAUCUUUAGGACAUUUUGAUGCUCUGGUUAAUAAUGCAGCUGUUGCAGUGUGUGAACCAUUCCUUACUUGUACUGCUGCCGAUUUUGAUAGGAUGUUUGAUAUAAAUGUGAAAGCAGCUCUUAAUAUUAGUCAAGUAGUUGCCAGGAAAAUGGUAGAAAAUAAAACUCACGGUGCCAUUGUCAACAUGUCUUCACAAGCCUCCAAGGCAGCAUUGAAAGACCAUACCAUAUAUAGUGCAUCGAAGGCUGCGUUGGAUGCUUUGACUCGUGCCAUGGCGUUGGAGCUGGGCCCCCAUGGGAUCAGGGUCAACGCCGUCAACCCCACGGUCACCAUGACGGAAAUGGCCAAGGUCGGCUGGGCUGAUCCAGAGAGGAGUGCAGAAAUGAAGGCUAAAAUACCAUUGGGAAGAUUUAGUGAAGUUUCCGAAGUGGUGAAUGCUGUUGUUUUCCUGCUAAGCGAGAAGUCCACGAUGAUCAAUGGUGUGGAACUUCCCAUCGAUGGGGGAUUCCUCGCCACAUAGUGUUAUGUACCUGCUAUUUGAAACCAAAGCAAUAAGGCUCGAAAUGUUCCUUUUUCCAAUAUAUUUUUAAUAAAUUUUCUCUGAGAUCUGUUUA